Messenger RNA from Melampsora larici-populina 98AG31, 1290 nucleotides. RefSeq lists its product as uncharacterized. The coding region runs from base 1 to 1290 and encodes 429 amino acids. NCBI's taxonomy places the organism in Eukaryota, Fungi, Basidiomycota, Pucciniomycetes, Pucciniales, Melampsoraceae. The transcript has 4 exons. The record is from RefSeq and is a predicted model, not a curated record.
AUGUAUAGUCUGCAAAUACUGACCAACAAACUUCGAACAGCCGUGCACCUGACUCGCAAGAGGAAUGAGGCAAUCCAACGUCUCGACGAGGCCGAACGAGUGCUCCAAAACUUGGUACUUGCUGACCCCGGGGUUGCGGGAGCUUAUUUCGAGAAUAAGUGGAAAGAGCAAAAGACCCGGCAGCUUGAUGUGAUUAAUGAAACCACAAAAGAGAAGCGGGAGCGCCUCCUUGUACUCCUGGGCUUAGAAGAGGAGCUUGUUGUAGCACGGUGUGUUCUCAAAUUAGAUGUCACUGCCUGUUUAUUCUCGGCUGAUGCUAAAUUACUAUGCAGUGAUCGCCUGAGGGCUAUUCAAGCUAAACGUCGAAGAGCCAGGACCGAGGCCGACAACAACGAACUUAUGGCACUUCCAGGUACUGUGGCUGAUGUUGAAGAACAGAUUGAAGCCAUGGCCAAUGAGCUUGGUGGUGUUCAGUUUCGAGAUCUAGCGGAUGCAUCUCGGGAUCAGAGGAAUGCACUUCUAACCAUCUCUUUGGCACGGGGGAAGCUGUAUGAAAGUAGGGUUGGACUGACUGAGGCUCGCCUGCGACGACAUCGACACACAGGCGCGCGGCAACAACAAUAUAUGGCCAAACAUCUAGGAGAUCGAACUAAAGAUGUUCGAGUCAAGCACCAGACCUACCAGCGACGUGUAGAUAAAUACCGGGAAGAUUUUCCAGACGCUGUGCAGCCCAAAAUGCCAGACCUGGCGGCUGUCAUGUCCAUGGAAAUGGACGACCCAUUUUGGAAUCGAGGGGAAGAAGCGCCAGAGGACCGUGAAGCAGGCGAGAGGGACCGUGUUGGCAUUGCAAGCUUCUUGUCGGAAAGAAGUGCUCGCGAAGAGCUGCGACGUAUUGCGAGAGAAGUUCGUCAGAUGACAGGUUGGGCAAAUAUGUAUUAUGGUCGUGUACAGGGCUUGAAGCGGCGAAGCGAACAAGCAGAGGGAGCAACAUUGCGAAAUAGGCUGAAGUCACUGUAUAACAUAGUGUCCAAGAAAAUGUGCCGGCUUUGGAAGAAAUGGAGCAAUGGCCUCAAACAGGCACUUCAAGAUACACGCGCAUAUUUGCAAGGCACCACGGAACAGGAUCAAGGAUUGAAAGUAGGUUUUGACACAGUAAGUGAAUGGGCCAAUACGGAGUGGAAGACAAUGGCUGGAAAGCCGGCCAUUCAAGCUGAGGAGCCAGAUGUGUAUGAAGAAGAAGAGGAAGCUGAGUAUGAAAUGUUGUAUGACAUGAAUGGCGAACUAAUCUAA